This is a messenger RNA of Owenia fusiformis, 398 nucleotides long. Lineage: Eukaryota; Metazoa; Annelida; Polychaeta; Sabellida; Oweniidae. The record is from the annotation of a GenBank genome assembly.
UAAACAUUUCUUCAAAGUAUGGUUACAUUUUUCAGGUGCUCCAAUACUGCAGAGAAUGAGACUGAUGAAGAUGAAGAUAACUAUAGUACAUAUCAUAUGUACCCUUAUUUACAAUAUUUUGGAUUUUAUAUUCGUCUAUAAACCCAGUGAAAAACCAUGUGCAAGUCCUUGGCCAAGGUACUCUAGUAAAAAACCAGCUUGGUCCCAGAAAUACCUUCUUGGACCAAGCUGCGAGCUUUGUAACACCCAAGACUGGUUUGAAAAUGUGAGCUCUAGAAAAGUAUUCACUGUUGGAAGUUCAACAUGCAAUGAUGAAUUCAAAGUCAUGAACGAAUGAUGAACGCAAAGAAAGCGAUUAAAAUGUAGGUUAGCUCAAUCAAACAUAGAAAUGAGACAAA